Molecule: messenger RNA, 1117 nt
Organism: Xylona heveae TC161
Lineage: Eukaryota; Fungi; Ascomycota; Xylonomycetes; Xylonales; Xylonaceae
Product: EF-hand superfamily Ca2+-modulated protein
Exons: 3
Coding region: 128-709 (193 amino acids)
Biological process (GO): spindle pole body duplication
Cellular component (GO): half bridge of spindle pole body; mitotic spindle pole body
Molecular function (GO): calcium ion binding; microtubule binding
Source: RefSeq, a predicted model, not a curated record
CCGACAAGAGCCGCAACACCAAAAAGAUUCAAGGACGUCACCACCACCACCUCGCACCGAGCUGCCUUAGGUUGAGCUCCGGUGUUGGUCUCUGUGGAGACACCGACUUCACCACCCCGCUCUAGUCAUGCCAGCCAAACGACGUCCCGCGACGGCCGCAGCGGCGGCGCCAAAGCCGACUGAGAAGAAAACCCGCCAAUCCAAACUCGCAAAGGAGAACAACAUCAGCGGCGAAGAAGAGGCCGAGAUCCGGGAAGCAUGGAAUCUGUUCAGCGUGCCGCACGAAGACUACGAGGGCGAGAAAGAGGGCGUGAUUCCCGUCGAGGAGGUGCGCAGAGCAUUAAUAGCACUAGGUCUCCCACCAACGAAUAAAGACGAGAUGCGCGAAAUCAUAGAAACCCUCGACCCCACCGAUGUCGGUUUCGCCACGUACCCGUCCUUUGUAACAAUAUGCGCGCUCAAACUCCGCACGCGGGACGACGCGGAUCUGUCCGAGGAAGUCGAGACGGCAUUUAGGCUCUUCACGCAUGGUGCGGAGGGGCCAAUUUCGCUGGCCCACCUGCGGCGUGUAGCGCGCGAACUGAGAGAGGAAGUCUCAGAUGACGUCCUGCGGGAUAUGAUUCUCGAAGCGAAUGGUGGGGAGGGCGUGCAUCGUGGCGUACGACUGGAGGAUUUCGAGGCCGUGAUGAGACGGGCAGGGGUGUUUUGAAAAAUGAUGUCGAUUUCCCCACCGCGACUUUCUUUUUUUUUAUCAAUGGGUUCCUGUGAUUUGUUAAUGUUGCUUAGCUCUUACGGGCUGCGGGCGUAUAUGGGACGUAUAGGGGGAGGCGUUUCAUGUUGGAAAUCUUUUUCAAUUUACUGAGAACGGGGACUUUUUUUUGCAUAUGGUUGUUGGUCGUCCAAGGCGCGUGGUAUUGGCUGGGUAAGCUGAAGUCGGGCGUUUGCUUCUCCUCUUUGAGGUCAUUGCCAGUGUUUACAUGGUAGACAGAGUGUACUUUAUAAUUUAAAAUUUCCAAUAUCUCUUGAAGGGUGUCAAAGGGCCGAUUUGGUUUCGUACCAGCUGUUGUCGUGUAUACGUUGGUUGGCUCUAGUUGGAGGUUGGUUUUUUCAGAGCGAG